This is a messenger RNA of Caretta caretta (loggerhead turtle), 1684 nucleotides long. RefSeq lists its product as uncharacterized. NCBI's taxonomy places the organism in Eukaryota, Metazoa, Chordata, Testudines, Cheloniidae. The record is from RefSeq and is a predicted model, not a curated record.
AUGGUAACAGCUCCUGGAGCAGGCCCCCCCACGCAGCAGGCCAAUGAGGAGCCCGGCGGGUGCCAGGCCGCCAAUGGGCGGGGAGGGAGGCGGAGGCGUGGCGCUGGAAGCCCCGCCCCGGCGCGGACAGCUGGAAUCGGGCGAUGGGGGCGGGAGUGGGAUGAAUUGUUUUGGAGUCGGCGGCGCGGCGCCCGCCUGGCUCCGCUCCCGCGCAGGGGCCGCUCCGCCGAGUCUCCCCCCCCCCCCACCCUGCGCGGGGGGGGGGCAAGGGGCCCCACGCGGGCUGGGGCGGAGUUUGGGGAAUCGCGGGAGGAGGCGCCGGCUGCAGAGGCCCCCCCAGCUCCCCGAGCCCCGCGACACGCGUGGGCCCUGCCCGCGGACCAGACCUGUAGGGGGAGGAGCCCCCAUCGCCGUGGAAAGGAGGUGAACGCUGACCCCCGCCCCCCCCCCACGGCGAGGGACCCUGUCCUGAGCCCCUGGCCCCCCCCUCGCCGUGCCGGAGAACGGGGGGGGGCAGCCUGCGCCGGGGGCUCCCGGGAGGCGAGUGGAAAGUUGUGGAAGCGAAAACUCGCGUGGGACCCAGGAGCGAAACUGCCCGCGCGUUCUGCGGCGGGAGCAGCCCCCUGCCCCGCUCUCCCUGCCCGGGGGGGGUCCCUCUGCUCGGCUGCCCCCCGAGGCGGGGCCGCUGGCCGGGGCCGCGCGUGGGAGCCCCGGCUCUCGUGGGGCAGCGCCUGGCCGGCUGAGGAGGCGGAGCGGGGAGCGGGCUCCUCCUCCGGGGGGGGGUGCCCUGGCCAUGGAGGCAGCCGCGAGAUCGCCGCCUCCCCGGCUCCCUCCCCCGCCGCCGCCGCCGCUCCGAAGUCUCUGCUGCGAUUCCCUGCUUCUUUCCUCCGGAGCCGCCUGCGCCCCAAGGGCUCUUCCCCGCGGAGCCGGGGGGCCCGCACCCGGGGACUGAGCCGCCGCUGUGUCCGCGACCAAUCCCGGAGCACCUGCCGCGCGGAGCCAGGCGCGUGGGUGAGACAUCGGGGACACAGCCUGUCACAGCCGGGACCGAAGCUGCUGGCGACGGGAUGGUGGCAGUCCUAGGGGAGCCGGCCUUGACUGUCCUCCAGCUCAGGGAGCAGCUGAGGAGUAACAGCAGCCGACGUCCCGCCCAGCUGCUCCGUGGCUGCCGCGUCUCCUGAUCUGGGCCGCUCUUCUCCGCUCCCAGCUCUCUGGGACCUCGGCCCCACCCGACGCAAGAGCGUAGCGGAGAUCUGGCCGCUGCCACCGCCUGCGGCCCCAGGGCGAGCGGAUCGCUGCAGGGGGCAGUGCCGUAUCACACGUGUCGUGGUGAAGGAGAGGGUGGUUGGGAUCUAAAGCAGCCCCCCACUGGGAGGAGACAGAGAUUGCCAACGCCCGCCUCAUCCCCCCACCAGAGGAAAGCCCCUCCGUAGGCGACUCCCCUGCUAACCUCCUCUGGAAUGAGAGAUUCUUGGGACUUAGGGCAGAAAACGUCUGGGGCUUGCCCAGAGCCGGGGUUUCAAGACCACUUCUAGACCCAGCCGUUCACCUCCUCCCCUGCCAAUGCAUUUGGGGUGGGCACAGCCGUCUCCGUCGUUGGGCCAGGCGUCUCUCCCAGAGCAGGCAGAGGCCCCGGGGUCGAUGGGCAGAGGGGAGGCCUGUCUUUCCCAGGGGAGUGAGCGGC